AUGGCGGAAGCGAUUAAAGGAACAGUCUCCAACCUCAUUGGCAAAAUUAGCGGCUCAGCUCAGCAUACUCCCCGCGAACCCUCUGCCGAGGAGAUCCAACAACUGCGAAAGAAGUAUACUGACGCCGGCCAAGGCCAAGUAUUUGCUUUCGUCGAUGAGCUCUCAACUGUCGAAAAGUCUCAACUAUUCCACCAGUUGUCCAAUUUCGACCCAAUUCGCAUUAAUGAGCUAGCCGACAAGGCUCUGAACCCACCCAAGACCGAGGAGACUGCUAUCACCGUCGAGCCCCUGCCCGAGGUAGCGACCGCUUCUAUUCUCGAUUCCGAUCCCACCGAUAUCCAGAAGUGGUAUGAUGCCGGUUUAAAGGAGGUUGCCGAGAACCAUGUUGCCGUCGUGCUCAUGGCCGGUGGCCAAGGUACCCGCCUCGGAAGCUCCGCACCCAAGGGUUGCUUCGAUAUUGGUCUACUGAGUGAGAAGUCUCUGUUCCAGCUCAUGGCUGAGCGUAUUGCCAAGCUUCAGGAGUUGGCGGCCAAGGCUCACGGUGCUGCGAAGGUUGUUAUCCCCUGGUACGUCAUGACCAGCGGACCGACUCGCAAGCCUACCGAGGAGUUCUUUGAGAAGCACAACUACUUCGGCCUGCUUAAGGAGAAUGUCUUUAUUUUCGAGCAAGGUGUUUUGCCUUGCAUCUCCAAUGACGGCAAGAUUCUGCUGGAGAGCAAGGGCAAGGUUGCCGUAGCCCCCGAUGGUAAUGGAGGUAUUUACCUUGCACUCGUUACCUCUGGUGCGCGCGAGGACAUGCACCGCCGCGGUAUUAAGCACAUCCACAGCUAUGGCGUGGACAACUGCCUGGUGAAGGUGGCCGACCCAGUGUUCAUUGGUUUCUCAGCAUCCAAGGAUGUCGACAUCGCUACUAAGGUCGUUCGCAAGCGCAACGCCACCGAGUCCGUCGGUCUGAUUGUGCAGAAGAACGGCAAGCCCGACGUUGUCGAGUACUCUGAGAUCGACAAGGAAACCGCCGAGGCCAAGGACCCCAAGCAGCCAGACGUGCUCAAGUUCCGUGCCGCCAACAUUGUCAACCACUACUACUCAUUCCGCUUCUUCGAGUCUCUUGAGACGUUGAUGCACAAGCUACCUCACCACGUGGCACGCAAGAAGAUCCCCUGCGUCAACCCCGAGAACGGCGAGUCCAUCAAGCCCACCACGCCAAACGGUAUCAAGCUUGAGCAGUUUGUCUUUGAUGUGUUCCCCUUGACCCCUCUGGACAAGUUUGCUAGCAUUGAAGUCCGUCGCGAGGAGGAGUUCUCGCCAUUGAAGAACCCCCGUGGUACUGGCGAGGAUGACCCAGAUACCAGCCGCGCCGACAUUAUGAAGCAGGGCCAGCGAUGGGCCGAAAAAGCUGGUGCCACCGUCGUUACCGAUGGUGAUGCCUUUGGUGUUGAGGUCUCUCCCUUGAUCAGCUAUGGUGGUGAGAAUCUCGAGUUCCUUUCUGGUCGCGAGAUCAAGGCCCCCGCUAUCCUGGAGAGAGAGUAG
Penicillium taxi is the source of this 1530-nucleotide messenger RNA. Its product is annotated as UDP-N-acetylglucosamine diphosphorylase. Gene Ontology annotation, molecular function: UDP-N-acetylglucosamine diphosphorylase activity. Gene Ontology annotation, biological process: UDP-N-acetylglucosamine biosynthetic process. Lineage: Eukaryota; Fungi; Ascomycota; Eurotiomycetes; Eurotiales; Aspergillaceae. The transcript has 2 exons. The record is from RefSeq and is a predicted model, not a curated record. Bases 1 to 1530 code for a protein of 509 amino acids.